Molecule: messenger RNA, 423 nt
Organism: Symbiodinium pilosum
Lineage: Eukaryota; Dinophyceae; Suessiales; Symbiodiniaceae
Source: the annotation of a GenBank genome assembly
AUGUUGCCGAACCCAGGUUUGCUUUCAUGGGUCGUCUUGAUCUUAUGCCCAAAGUGGCGUCAUCUCACACCGAUUGCUUUGUUUGGGCCCAUCAUUAACGCCAUUACUUACACGGCUGUGGUCUCAUACACAUUCACGCAUCCGGAUCCCGACAGCAACGCUGACAUCAAGAGUUUGGAGGGCAUCGUGGAGCUGUUUCGCAACAACGAUGCCGUCUUCGCGGGCUGGUUGCACUACUGCGUGUUCGAUCCCUUGGUGGGUUUGGGUGAGGUAUUGGACAGCAGAAAAACAGGAGUACCCCAUUUGUUUGUGGUGCCCUGCCUUGUCCUGACCAUGCUUCUUGGCCCUAUGGGCUUCCUCCUCUACUUGUGCAUCCGGGCACUGACAGUGUACGUUAAGGAUGACAGCUUUUCAGUGCAAUGA